AUGGAUCUUCCCCAUGCGAACCUGGUCCUGGCUGGGCUGGGAACCCUUUCCCGUUCAGCACUGGCCGUUGCUUAUCCCAGGGAUAAUUCUUUCCCCCCCCCUUUUUUUUUUAGGUUUAACAGUAUCCAGGCCAUCUCGGAAACCUCAUUCGCAGGACUGAGCAAGUUGGAGCUGCUCAUGAUCCACAGCAACAACAUUCCCAGUCUCCCUGACGGAGCCUUAGGGGACCUCAGCUCCCUGCAGGUUUUCAAAUUCAGCUACAACAAGCUGCGAGUCAUCACGAGACAGACCUUCCAGGGCCUCCCCGGCUUAAUGCGGCUGCACCUGGACCACAACCAGAUCGAGUUCAUCCACCCCCAGGGUUUCCAGGGCCUGCUGUCGCUGCGGCUCCUCCACCUGGAGGGGAACCUGCUCCACCAGCUGCACCCGGGUACCUUCUCCACCUUCACCUUCCUGGACCACUUCCAGCUGUCCACCCUCCGGCACCUGUACCUGGCGGAGAACAGGCUGCAGCGACUCCCGGAUGGUGUCCUGCAGAGCCUGCCGCUCCUGGAGAACCUGUACCUGCACGGGAACCCCUGGGCCUGCGACUGCGAAAUGGGGUGGUUCCUGGACUGGACGCUACGGUCCAAAGGAAUCCUCAAGUGCAAGAAAGACAAAGCCUACGACGGCGGCCAGUGGUGCCCCACCUGCUCCAGUCCCAGAGAGUUCCGGAAGCGGGAAAUCCUCAAGCUGCCCGACGUGCCCUGCGUGAGGCCUUCCAUACAGUCCGCUCUGAGGCAGAACCACAGCCGGGCGCGGGAGGACGAGGAGGAGGAGGAGGAGGAGGAGGAGGAGCAGGAGGAAGAGCGGCCCUGGGACGGCCCGCUGCGCCCGGAGGACACGGCCCCCGCGUCCCGCUGGAACAUCUCCUUCAACCUGACGGACGAACACGGCAACGCGGUGCUGCUGCGCUGCGCCAUCCGGAAGCCGGCGGGGCUGCCCGGCCUCCACCUGAACCAGACCGAGCCCGCGCAGAUCGACAUCAACCCGACCGUCCACGUGCAGCUCGACCGGCGCCGCAGCUCAGCCCAGAAGGUCCUGCUGUCCUACUCUGCCCGGUAUUCACAAACCAUCUCGGCCGAAGACAGGGCGCAGAGCAGGAGCUGGGUCCUGAUCGAGUCGGGAGGCGCGGCUCACAGGGCGCACACCUUCCUGGAAGGGGCGCCCGGCCAGCUCAGCUGCCGCGUGAGGGCCUCGGAGAGCCCGUCCAUCUCCUGGGUGCUGCCCGACGGCUCUGUCCUCAGGGCGCCCUCACGGGAGCCCGAGGGCAGAUUCUCCGUCCUGAGCGGCGGGUGGCUGAAGAUCGGCACCGUGCAGCGGUCGGAUGCGGGUCUGUACCGGUGCGUGGCCGCCGUGCGGGACGAGGUCGACCAGAUGGCUUUCCGGGUCUUCGUCCAGGUCCCCACCAUCCAGUUCCCCGAGGGUUCUGUGGUGACCAUCGAGAAGGACGCCGGGGAACCGGUCACACUGCCGUGCAGCCCUUCAGCUGUGCCCGAAGCCCAUCUCAGCUGGAUCCUCCCCGAUAAGAAGAUCGUGGACGCCUCCGCCAACGCGUCCCACACCUACGUGCUGGCCGACGGGAGCCUCUCCAUCCCCAACUUUGCGGAGGACGAGGGCGGCUCGGGAGUGGGAGGUGAGGGGGGCCCACCCGGGAGGACGCGCCAUCCCAAGGACCAAGGCAUCCUCAUCCAGGCUGAGCGGGAGGCCAGCGCGGGGGCCACAGCGCCUAAGAAGGGGCGGAGAAAACUGAGGCUGUCGAAGCCCACGGAGGAGAAAGACCCGGAGAGCAACGUUGCCGAGGGUCGCAGGGUGUUUGAAUCCCGGCGCAGGGUCAACGUGGCCAACAAGCAGAUCAACCCCGAGCGCUGGGCGGACAUACUGGCCAGAGUGCGUGGGAAAAACCUCCCCAAGGCCACAGGAGUCCCCCAGGACGUGGUCACUGCCACACUUCCAUCUGAGAGUCCAGAAGGGACGUCCCUGUCCCCGGGGGGGUUUCCACCGUCCGAGCCACCCACGCGGGAGGCCCUGGACCCAGAGGAGUCCUCGGCCCAGGCAUCUCUCUCUGGUGAAGAGGAGCAGGAUUCCGGUACCCUCUCCUCCCCCGGGAUGGGACAGGAACACGGCCACAGCUCAGUUCUCCCUGAGCCGUGGGUCACAAGCCCCAGUCUGGAAGACACAGGGACUGGAAGAGACUUUGCGGGGAUGACCGAGGCCGUCGCUCCGAAUGAAAUGGUCCUGCAGUGGCAGCUGGCCCCCACCCCCGGAUCUGAGGCCUACGAGACUCCUACGGCGAGGAACUCAGAGGGGCCGAGCGGCGGCCAGACGGCCACAGAAGCUGGGUCUCUGCCAGCAGACCUGGAACCCAUCGCACAACCCAGUAGAAGGGAGGAAGAGCCUCCGCUGGACGUGGCCUCCUUGGCUAAGUCCCAGACCGUGAACUCUUUCCACCCGGAGCUGGAGACUCAUCCACCCCCGGGCGCAGGGGAGGAGACUUUGGAAGACACCCCUCCCACCAGCCCUGCCAGCUCGCAGGUCCCAAGUGCACCCCCGGAGUCGCUCAAAGGAGACUCUUCAGCGGAACGCGAUGUCACAGCCAGGUCUCCUGUACCGGAGAAAACGGACAGUGCCUGGCCGGGGAAAAAGACCUGGGCCACUGAGCGGGCUCCGUUCGGGACAAAAGUCAUGGAGAAGAAGUUUUGGGGCGAGAGCUCCCCCUCCGGACGCCCCCAGAGGGAAGAGCAGGACAGCACCAGCUCCGGCGCCCUGGAAGCUGUGAGCACCACCUCUCCAUCUGCGUGGCCCUGGACUGUCCCACGGGGGCCACUGCCGGACCGAGGAGUCACCACGGGAGCCACAAAGACGCCAAGCCCGUCGGCCCCUCCCUUGCCAUCCACUCAGCCCUCCCGAAGGAGACCCAGCGGACGGAGGAGACUCCGGCCCCAUAAAUCUCGCCAACGCCAGAAACCAAGCCCCCCAACACCCUUCUCCUCUGUGGCCUCAUCGACCCCAGCUCCAACCUCUCCGCUGUCCCAGACACAGACUUCAAAGGCAGCCUCAGGUUCCGCGGUUGCCAGCGCUUGGGUAGAUGAGCGGCUGAACACGGACAAGGCACCGGAAUCCGCCUCGCGCAGAAGAGGAGGGAAAAGGCCCCAUCCGCGUCGGCCCAGCACCCCGGCUCCGCUGGGCUCCAGGCGGCCCGUGUCCAAGGCCAGCUCCUCUCCUGAAACCGGCCCUUCCGGCCCAGAAACUCUCCUUCCACUGUGGGAAAGCACGGGCCCAGACGUGCCGACGAGACCGGACGGGUCCGUGACGGCCGCCCCCGAAACAGCCGCAACUCCGCGCAGAGUCCAGGGGACGACGCCGGUCACUGCCCGACCUGCAGCAGAUGGAGAGGCCGUGGCAGGGGACCGCGACGGCGCCCGUGGUGACAGCGGUGGAAAAGACGGUGAGCUGCUGGCCGGGACGGAAUCCUCCACCCCGGCCCCCUGGGUCUCCACCCUGGGGGAACCCGAGGCUGGGUCUCCCGGAAGUACGAGCUGGCACCUCCCCAGCACAGCCCCUCCCGGGACCGGCCUAGGGGAGCACUUUCCAGACCCAGCGCUCUUCGGGGAGCCGGAGGGUCCCGAUGCCGCCUCUCACUCCGCACCUGCUGCGCCACUGUCCACCUCCGUCCCAUGGGGAGAAAUCGGGGUUCUCACCACCUUCUCCAGUGCAACGGUGGAGCAGUCUGCGGCUCAGGCAGAAACCACCCCCAGUGGCUGGGUCACUCGGGAAAGCACGGUGGGCCGCGUCCCUUCUGAAACGAGACCACAGGACCCCCUCCCCACGCCUGCCCAGGUGGAGGAGCCGGCCGCCUCCCUCUCACCUAGGGCGCCUGCGUCCUUGGAUCCCACGGCCCUGAUGCCAACACCUCCAGCAGGGGCCGCUCCCAGGCAAGACCUUUUGUCGAAUUCUGUGGGAAACCCAGGCACCAAAGCACCGCUAGAGAGCACAGAGGGACCUCAGCAUGAAGGGAGACCCAAGGAACUGGCUACCCCUCCUCCCAAGCCGGAUGGACCGGAGGCGUCUGCCAAGCGAGAGUGGGCAGAGAGAGGACUGGACGGCAGGACCAUGAACAGCCCACCGCGUGGGCCAGGGAGUCACCGUCCACGUGAGCAAGUCCACACCGCCCGCCCGCCAGCCCCAGACCCGACCAGACCCACCCCCCCAAGGGGAACGCCGAGGCCGCCUCUCGGGGCCACAGAAAGCUCCGUUAGAUACUUUACGACGUCCCAACCACCCCGUCGCGCCACCGGCCAGCCGGAGAUCCCUGCGUAUCCCUCCCGCCUUCUCCCAGACGGCGAGCCGGCCACGACUCCACCGUUACCCAGCACGAUGCCAGGCGUCCCCUUGCAGCCGUUCAAACCCAGCAUCUCCAGCGGGUUUCCCAGCCAAAGAACAACCCAGUUCAAUGGGUACCCCAGAAUCUCCGGGCACAAUGACAUUCCCAAGCCGAGAAUCCCCGCCCACGAGCUCCCAAAGCCCAGCCUAUCUCCCUAUCACGCGGGCGGGAGACUCUCUGUCUUUAUCAACAGGAUCUUUUCUGUCCCACGGCUGGGAGUCACGCUGACGCCCCAGACGUCCACCUCCCCCGCCCCGGUAACGAGAGAAACAAAAGUCACCCCCGGUCCCUACCGUAGGUUUCCUUCUCAGAACUUUCUUCACAUGGACCUGGGGCCUCCAGCACCCCCGGGAUUGCAGCCGCCCCGCACCACGUCACCCCCGUGGCCUCGGUUUCAGAAGGUGCCCCCGGUCUCCACCACCCAGAGCCCCACCUUCCCGGUGACAGCCGCCGGCCAAUCCCCGGGAAGUCCCCAUCACAGCGCCCCAAGGGUCUCUGCCGGGGGACCGCCUGUGCCCGGAUUCUGGACUCUUGGAGAAAAGCCACAAAUCGUCACCAAGUCCCCCCAGACUGCGUCUGUCACUGCCGAGACAGAUGCCACGUUCCCCUGCGAGGCGACGGGGAAACCCAAGCCCUUCAUCACCUGGACGAAGGUUUCCACAGGUGCCCUGCUGACCCCCAACACCCGGGUCCAGCGCUUUGAGGUCCUGCAGAACGGGACCCUGCUCAUCCGCCGGGUUCAGGUGCAAGACCGAGGCCAGUACCUGUGCACGGCCAGCAACCUGCACGGCGUGGACAAGAUGGGGGUCCUGCUGUCGGUGGAGGUGCAGCAGCCCGAGAUCCUCGCCUCUCGGUUCCAGGACGUCACGGUCUACCUGGGCGACACCAUCGCCAUGGACUGCCUGGCGCAGGGCAGCCCGGUGCCCCAGAUCUCCUGGAUCUUCCCUGACCGGAGGGUGUGGCAGACGGCGUCGCCCGUGGCGGGCAGGGUCACCCUGCACCGGAACCGGACCCUGUCCAUCCGAGACGCCUCCUUCGCCGACCGGGGCGUGUACAAGUGCGUGUAUGGCGGGACCCUGCGGCUGCACUGCGGAGCCUCGGGGGACCCCUGGCCGCGCAUCCUGUGGCGCCUGCCGUCCAAGCGGAUGAUCGACGCACUCUUCAGCUUCGACAGCCGAGUGAGGGCCUUCGGCAACGGGACCCUGGUGGUGAGAUCCGUGACGGAGAAGGACGCCGGCCACUACCUGUGCGUGGCCAGGAACGAGGUGGGCGACGACCACGCGACCCUCCAGGUCCACGUGGUCAUGAAACCCGCCAAGAUCGAGCACAGCGGGGACGAGGCCCACAAGGUCGUGCGCGGCGGGGGCGACUUGAAAGUGGACUGCGUGGCCACCGGGCUGCCCAGCCCCGAGAUCUCCUGGGGCCUGCCGGACGGGAGCAGGGUCAAUGCCCUCAUGCAGUCGGACGACGGGGCCCUGCCGGAGGGCGUCGUGCUGCCCGCCCCGUACCACGGCCACCGCGUCACCGUGCACAGCAACGGCUCCCUGGACAUCCGUAGCCUGCGGAAGAGUGACUCGAUGCGGCUGGUGUGCAUGGCGCGCAGCGAGGGAGGAGAAGCCAGGAUGGUGGUGCAGCUCACCGUGCUGGAGCCCGCGCAGAAGCCCGUCUUCCACGACCCCGUGAGCGAGAAGAUCACGGCCACGGCCGGCCACACCAUCAUGCGGGAGGCCUCGGUGCUGGACAGGGGCACCUACACCUGCCGGGUGCAACAGGAGCCCGGUCCCUCCGCCGCCCUGAGCGUUCCGGUCAUCGUGGUCGCCUACCCUCCCCGCAUCACCAGCGAGCCCACGCCCGUCAUCUAUGCCCGGCCCGGGAGCACAGUGAGGCUCAGCUGCCUGGCCGUGGGGGUCCCCAAGGCUGAGGUGUCCUGGGAGCUGCCCGAUAAGUCGCACCUGAAGGCGGGAGCCCAGCCCCGCCUCUACGGAAACCGGUUCCUGCACCCUCAGGGAGCGCUGACCAUUCAGCAGGCCACGCAGAGGGACGCCGGCUUCUACAAGUGCACGGCCAAAAACAUCCUGGGAACGGACUCCAAAACCACCUACAUCCACAUCUACUGAGCUGGCCGCGGGCCGGGACAAGGUGCACGGGGCUCGGCUCUUCAGGAAGGGGCCACGGGAUGCCACUGUGGAAGGAAACCCGGGGCUUGGGCUUUGGCGGCCACCGGGACACCCAGGUGGGAAUCCUCGCCUGCCCCUCGGUGGGUUCCAAGUCGGGCUCCACUUUGACUUGAGCUCCUCGGAAUUCCAGUGCAGGUCAACUCUGAUUUCAGCUCCUUGGGACUGAAGUUGGAGUCGGCCUCCUGAGCUGUUUCGGUGUUGAAAAGAUGCAGAUCUUGACCUCAGCCCCUCAAGGGAGAAUUAGAGGUCAGUACUGACCAACUCUUGGGUUUCAAGUUGAAACCUGCAACCAGGCUUCUUGAGCGGUGAAGGUUGAUCCCGACCUAGACAUUUUGGGCUGCACUUUGAGCUUGACCUUGAGGUCCUCCGGCCUUCAGGAGAAGAUGCACCACGCGCUAGAACUGAGGUCAACCUUGACCUCAAGCUGCGUGGGUUUUCAGAUGAGAUUCAGUUUGUCCCGGGCUCCUUGGGUUUCAGGAUGGGCUUAAGCUUCACCUCUCGCCUGGCAUCGCCUGGGAGACCGGGUCCAGCUGCGAUUUCUGCUUUUUUGCAAACAUCACUCAGCUGUCCUCUCCGGCGUGUGCAGGAUUCUUCGCCAGCGGCUUUAAGGAAACCGUCACAGCGAACAGUGCCUGCACACCCCACAGAAGAUGGCUUUCGUGUGACAGAAAAUUCUACAACAACUCAUCUCUCCCUUGAUGUCUUCCGGAGCUGCGAACCUCCAGUGUGUCCAACAAGGUCCCGAGACCACAGUGAUCAUUAUUUCUGUUUAAACCCCCACUUCCGUGCUUUACGACUCACAUUUUAGAUGAAAGAACUCUUUCUUCCCGGAGGUCACUUUUUAUAUACUGUUAUACAUAAAUAUAUUUUUGUUCUUUCUAAUGAGACGGUGAGACAAGCAAGGGAAACGCUUUCUGUCUCAUUAAAAAAUAAUAAAUUAUUGGUCUUUACAAGACUUGAGUAAAUUACGGCAGAUAUGGAAUUGCAAUUAAUAAAAAACUCAACUUUCUCUCUAAUCUCCUUCAAAUUCAAUAACCACCCUUGUCUUCCUUUUUUCCCGGGUGGGGAUAUUGAACAUCCUUGCACGUAAAGUUAAUGUAGAAAGCUGUGGUCUGGGAUACCGAGGGUUUGGGCGGGAGGAGGAGUGGAAAGACAAAGCUAAGUCGUGGUCUCACCAAUCCGAGCACAGAACCUUCCAGAACAGCCUGGCAGCUUCGCUGGAGGACGGAGCCCUCUGGGGGGGUCCUAGGGACGUCCCUCCCUCCUCACCUGCAGCAAGAGAGCUGCCGUUCUCACGCUUGCUCUCCCGGACUCUGAAGCUCCCCUUACUGG
Messenger RNA from Fukomys damarensis (Damara mole-rat), 7932 nucleotides. RefSeq names its product matrix remodeling associated 5 (gene Mxra5). The transcript has 12 exons. The coding region runs from base 1 to 6540 and encodes 2179 amino acids. Gene Ontology annotation, molecular function: protein binding. Lineage: Eukaryota; Metazoa; Chordata; Mammalia; Rodentia; Bathyergidae. The record is from RefSeq and is a predicted model, not a curated record. Gene Ontology annotation, cellular component: extracellular region.